AUGUGGAAAUCGAUCGUUAACGAUUCAGCACGAAUCUUUCAUUUGUCGAUUAGAAUGUCAAUGUGUGACGGUUUAUCAAUUCAUAGUGGUUCUUGUCGCUGUAUUACAUCUGUCGAAAGUGCAUACACAUACGUGUAG
Molecule: messenger RNA, 138 nt
Organism: Brugia malayi
Lineage: Eukaryota; Metazoa; Nematoda; Chromadorea; Rhabditida; Onchocercidae
Exons: 2
Coding region: 1-138 (45 amino acids)
Source: RefSeq, a predicted model, not a curated record